Arachis duranensis is the source of this 1071-nucleotide messenger RNA. RefSeq names its product proteasome subunit beta type-4. The coding region runs from base 104 to 805 and encodes 233 amino acids. The transcript has 6 exons. The record is from RefSeq and is a predicted model, not a curated record. NCBI's taxonomy places the organism in Eukaryota, Viridiplantae, Streptophyta, Magnoliopsida, Fabales, Fabaceae. Gene Ontology annotation, cellular component: proteasome core complex, beta-subunit complex; nucleus; proteasome core complex.
CUUUGCACACUUCAUAGCUUCCAAAUCCUGUUCGCUCUUCGUUUCUUUCUUCUGAGUUCGGCUCUCACUCUGCGAUUUACGAUCCAAAUUCAUUCUCACGACGAUGGGUGAUCCUUCAGCUGAAACCCAGAGAACCUUGUAUCCGUAUGUAACUGGUUCCUCCGUAGUCGCCCUCAAAUACAAAGAUGGGAUUCUUAUGGCUGCUGAUACCGGAGGCUCAUAUGGAUCUACUCUGCGGUACAAGAGCAUUGAACGUUUGAAGCCUAUUGGAAAACAUUCACUUCUCGGUGCCAGUGGGGAAAUAAGUGACUUUCAGGAGAUUCUACGCUACCUUGAUGAACUUAUCCUUUAUGACAACAUGUGGGAUGAUGGGAAUUCUCUAGGGCCUAAGGAGGUGCACAACUAUUUAACUCGGAUCAUGUAUAAUAGACGCAACAAAUUCAAUCCAUUGUGGAACUCACUUAUACUUGGUGGUGUGAAGAAGGGGCAGAAGUACCUUGGCAUGGUCAGCAUGAUUGGUGUGAAUUUUGAAGAUAAUCAUGUAGCAACUGGACUUGGAAAUCAUCUUGCUAGGCCAAUUCUACGUGAUGAGUGGCAUGAAAACUUGACUUUUGAAGAAGGUGUCCAGUUACUCGAAAAAUGCAUGCGUGUGCUGUUAUACCGUGAUAGAUCUGCUGUCAACAAGAUUCAGAUAUCUAAAAUUACUGAAGAAGGUGCAACUGUUUUCCCACCAUUCUCAUUGAAGACAUAUUGGGAAUUCUCUGCUUUCAAGAAUCCAACAGUAGGAGCUGAAGGUUCAUGGUAGUAGGCUCAAUGUGAAAUGGAAAGAGACAAUUUAAAUGGAUGGGAUGAAUCAGCCUUCUGAAUUUAAAUGAUACUUCAUUUUGUGUUUAUAUUUUCAUGAUCAUUUGGAUUUACCUGUUUCUAUAUAAUUUAUCAGUUCUGUUUUCUUUUUGGCAUUAUUCAUCCCCGAUUCCUUCAUUCAAAUGCUACAUGCUUAAGCCUAAACCCACGAACAUGCGGAUUUUAACGCUUGAACAUUCCUUCUUUUAAGAUCUCAGUUUUAUUUUA